AGAUUCGGCCGAAUUGAGGCUCGGGGUGUGUACUAUAGCCAAAAAUUUAAUUCGACCGGGUCCGGUUGUAACGCCUAUGAAGGGACGCAAAUGAAUGAGCUUAACAUGUGAAAACAGUGAAAUAUAUUCCAUCAGCGAUAGCACUUGUUUCGAAGAAGAAAUGAAAAUUAUAAAAUGUCGAAUUAUUCGCUAGUCAACAAAUUGACCUAGUAGCUAGUGUAGAUAGAAGUGGAGUGAACAUGUUGCGUGAAAAUGUAAUGCCGAACUCGUAUACUUACAUGAAAACUCUGAUUUUACUCCUUUUAUUCCUUACUCAAAUAAUGAUGGUAUUUCCCGAACAAGACGAAGACAUACCACAUAACGAAGUUAAAAAUUGGGCCUUACAAUUUGGAGUAGAUCUUUGGGAAUAUGGAAAGCUCAUGACACGAAUGAAAGAGCUUCAAAAGGAAUACCACGAUCUUGAGAUAAACGUCAUAAGAAAAGAUGGGCUCAUAUUGAUAAGAGAAAUGGCAAUGGAAGUUAAAAAUAUGAUGGAUUUCAAAAUGAGUGCAGUAAUGAGAAUAAUGGAUUCAGCCGAACAAGCAGCUCUUACUCCUCGCUCAGAUAAUGGUCAACCAUUUCGAUUUUAUAACGCUAAAAGACUGAACGCAUUCGGUGAUGAUGGCAAACCAGCCGAGGGUACCAGAGAAAUGAUACUCACCCCAAAUGCUCAUUUUGAUCAUCUUCCUGUUAAUACUAGUCUUAGUUCAAUACUUAUGCCUAACAGUAUUUCAGAUUCUGACCCUGAUGUUAUGAACGCAAUACAAUGGUCAGAAAAUUUAGAUCCUUUGUUUAUUAAUAAUUAUGAAGGGGAUCCUUCUUUAUCGUGGCAGUUUUUUGGAAGCUCCAGUGGUUUUUUACGAAGAUAUCCAGGAAUUGCUUGGCCUCCAGAUGAUACAAUUUCUAAUGUCUGGCAAAGGCCGAGAGGUGAUAGAAAUGUGUAUGAUUUUCGGUCAACUGCUUGGUAUGUGAACGCCGCAACUUCUCCUAAAGAUUUAGUUAUAUUAGUUGAUAAUUCUGGAUCUAUGACUGGACAUAGAGCUAAUUUGGCGAGAGCUACUGCAGAAGCUAUCUUAGAAACGUUAUCAGAUAACGAUUUUGUAAAUAUUUUCGCAUUUUCUGAUUCUACGCAAGAAACAGUACCUUGUUUUAAGGAUCAAUUAGCUCAGGCAAACAAUGAAAAUGUUAAGUAUUUAAAAGACUCUUUAACUGCGCUGAAACCAGAAAAUAUUGCCAAUUUUACUUCGGCUUUAAUAACUGCAUUUGAAAUUCUUCAAAAGUAUAAUCGAUCAGGUCAAGGGUGCCAAUGCAAUCAGGCAAUAAUGUUGAUCACAGACGGUCCUCCAUCAUAUUACAAAGAUAUUUUUAAGUUGUACAAUUUCCCCCAUAGUCCAGUGCGAGUAUUCACGUAUCUAAUCGGAAAAGAUUCCAGCAGUGCAAGUCAAAUGCAUUGGAUGGCAUGCGCACAUAAAGGGUACUAUACUCGAAUACAACAUUAUGAUGAAAUAAAAGAAAAAGUUUUGCAUUAUAUAGAAGUAAUGGCCAGACCAAUGGUUAUGUACCAAUAUGAUCACCCUAUAUAUUGGACACCUGCGUACGUUGGAGGCAGAGCUGACAGUUUUUCUGAUGACAAACGUGGACAACUUAUGACUACUGUGACAACUCCAGUAUUUGAUCGAAGGAAUCAUUCUGUGCGUGUCGCAAAUGUUUUAGGAGUAGUUGGUACAGACGUUUCCAUAGAUCAAAUUAAGAAAUUGGUUCCUUCAUACAAACUCGGAGUGAAUGGUUAUUCAUUUAUUGUUAAUAACAACGGUCACGUAUUAUAUCAUCCUGAUUUACGACCAUUGGAGAGUAAUGAUCUGUAUGAAGAUACAUUGGAACCUAAAUACGUAUCUGUCGAUUUGACAGAAGUGGAAUUAGUAGAAAAUGAAAACGGUCCUAGAGAAAAUCAUACCCUUCUUCUAGAUCUCAGACAUGAUAUGAUUAAUCAAAAAGAAGGAGAAAUUGAGAUCGGUAUUAAAGUCCAUUACGACAAUAUGAGACGAGUAACUACGAGGAGGAAUAAAUAUUUUUAUAAUCCCAUUGAGGGAACACCGUUUUCUUUAGGCCUUGCUAUUCCGGAAGGAUAUGGCAUGUAUGAACUUUUGGCCGAACAAGAGAUAAAGCAUAGUCAAAAGAAUGUGAGUGACUAUUUUAAGGGUGAUAACUGGCGAGUCCAUCCAGACUGGGUCUACUGCGAGUAUACUAGUGGUACUUCAGGAGAACAGUGGUUCAAAACUGCCGAAGAAAGAGUACUGCAUUUUCUUCUGAGAAGUCGUAGACCUGGUUGGAAAUGGAUGUCUUUACGACCCAGAUCACCCUUACAGAGAGAACAUCACCAUACAUCAACAAAACAAGACAAGGACGCUUACUAUUGUGACAAGACAUUAUUACAGUCUUUAGUCUUGGACGCAAUGGUAACUGAAGGUUUGGAAAAACAUCCAGUGCGUUCUGACAAACAUCAAGGAUACGAAAUAUUUGGAUCUACCUUGUCUUUCGUUGCAACUAGAAGUGGUUUAUUACGAUGGACCAAUUUAACAGACAUCAAAUCUAAUGAACCUCACUUCAGCGAGAACAACGUUCGAGCUAUGGACGAGACUUGGUAUAAAAGAGCUGUGGACCAGCAUUCAAUAGAACCUGAAAGUUUCGUUUUUUCUGUACCUUUUGAUAUUGGAUCAUAUGGAAAACCAUUAAUAACAGCAACACACGCUGUUUUCGUCGAGCAUAAUGGUCACAGAGCACCAGCGGCUGUAGUAGGAUUACAAUAUCAGCAUUCCACUCUAGCAUCUCACUUUUUUAAUAUAACUUCGAAAUGUACAGGCUCGAAUACUUGUAAAAAAACGUGCGCUAGUGAUAAAUUAGACUGUUACGUUUUGGAUAACAACGGAUUUGUAAUUAUUUCUGAAGAUACUGAAGAUACUGGUCGAUUCUUCGGCCAAAUAGAUGGAACAAUAAUGGAUUCUCUCGUUCAAGAUAGAAUUUACGUUAAAAUUCCAGUAUACGAUUAUCAAGGAGCUUGCUCCAAUAGUAAAUUUCACUUCAGUGGUAGCUCAAAUCAAAUUUCAAUAUUUAAACCUAUAAAGACUGCCCUCGCUAUUCUUCUACAAACAUUGCUUGUGCUGUUCUCAAAAAUUAGCACUGUGUACUCCACGGCUCUAGCUUAUAAUCGCGAGGAUACAGAUGACAUGGUGGAUAUUUAUUCCGACUACGAUAUCGAGCAGUAUCCAACUGAAGAAGACACACCAGACGAAUUAGAUCCAAUAUUUUCUCCUCCUUCUAAUACUUACUCUCCAUCCUUCAUACCACCAUACGAAUCUGAUCCAAUGGAAGGAGUAGAUAUGGGACAGUUCGGAGUUAGACCAUGUGAUCGUAAAGUAGACUUGUAUAUUUUACAACCAGAAAAGUUGAAUACUAGUGGCCAAAGCAAUCCUUUAAAAGGAAAGCUCACUAACUGUCAUAGUAGCGGCUGUGAAAGACCAUUUAGUGUACAAAAGAUACCACAUAGUAAUUUGAUUUUGCUGGUGGUAGAUACCGUAUGUUCAUGUGGUAGUAAACAAUUAAGUAUUAUACCUCAAGAGAUUAGUUAUGAAAAUAAAAAUGGAGGAUGUUUACAUAAGCCAAAAGAUAGUUUGUACAGGAAAAGACCACCAAAAUGUAUCAAUUAUCAUCCCGAGGAAACGGAGAUUCAUAUCUGCGGGAAGUCAUCGAUGAUAUCUUUUAACACUUUCGCAUUGUUGUUAGGUUUUGCAAAUUGCCUUGCCGCUUUUCUAUCGUGAUUGAAUCCACAUCAACUUUAGGUUUAUCACAAAUAAUGACUAUGGCGUUCUGAUAGCAUAACGCCAAGUAUAAUUUAUACUAGUUAUAAAUUUAUUACGUAAACUCAUUUGCGAAUAGGUUAAGUAGGUAACGUUUUUAUAUUGAUAAAGUCAAAUGGUAAUAGUUAAAUUUUUAAUAUAAUUUAUAAGAUAGAGAAGUAAUUUUUGAUGUACAUAUCAAAAGUUGUAGGCAGUGAUUUUUCGAAACGAUAUAUAUUUUUGAAAAAACACUUCAGGUUCCAAAUUUUUAAAAACUUCUUACUGUUAACUUCUUAUAAAUAUGUGAAAAGAAAAAGUGUUUCUGUACAAUUUUUAAUACUUUAUUUGGCAAUGCUUAACAAUACUCUUAUCGCCCUUAGAAAUGUCUAAUCAUGCUUCCUUUUCCAAUAAUUUUACCUUCUCAUUUGUUCAAAUGAUUCCAUGAUUUUACUCACAUUUUUCUACAAUGCAGUAUCUCUUUGCUUUUACGUUUUAAAUCCUUUUUAUAGUACCAGCUAAAACAACGAUACCUGUACAAAUUGAAUUUUUCGAGAAUUUGAUUACUAUACAAGACCGAAACCAAAAUUGACCGCGGAUGUUUGUGGAGGCUGAAAUUGUACUAGAAAAGGAGGAGCAAAGUUUCUUCUGCGGAAUCCAUGUUUCAAAUACUUUUAACAUAUUGUUUUAAUGUAUGAAAUCGCGUUGUAGUCGACUAUAAAAUUCAAUCAUAAAUCGGCCACAAAUAAAUCGUUGUUGAUUGGUCCAGCGGCAAAUCGCAGUGGUAUCGACCGCCAACCUGUCUUCAGAAUGAUUUUUUACAACCAGCUUUGAAGCUAGCCAACUUGAUGAAACUGGACUAGUUUGUUAUCAGAUAGUAAGCUUAAGCACGUGAUAGUAUCAAAACCAAUUGAAAGAUUUAUUUUUAAUUCACAUUUAUAUUGAGAAAGUCAAA
Messenger RNA from Diorhabda carinulata, 4824 nucleotides. RefSeq names its product voltage-dependent calcium channel subunit alpha-2/delta-4 (gene stol). The transcript has 25 exons. The coding region runs from base 240 to 3854 and encodes 1204 amino acids. Gene Ontology annotation, molecular function: voltage-gated calcium channel activity. Lineage: Eukaryota; Metazoa; Arthropoda; Insecta; Coleoptera; Chrysomelidae. The record is from RefSeq and is a predicted model, not a curated record. Gene Ontology annotation, cellular component: voltage-gated calcium channel complex.